This is a messenger RNA of Penicillium cinerascens, 894 nucleotides long. RefSeq names its product cytochrome b5 reductase family protein. Lineage: Eukaryota; Fungi; Ascomycota; Eurotiomycetes; Eurotiales; Aspergillaceae. Gene Ontology annotation, molecular function: cytochrome-b5 reductase activity, acting on NAD(P)H. Bases 1 to 894 code for a protein of 297 amino acids. Gene Ontology annotation, biological process: ergosterol biosynthetic process. The record is from RefSeq and is a predicted model, not a curated record. The transcript is spliced from 3 exons.
AUGGCAUCGUCACGACUCCCAUGGGAAAUGCUCAAGUCCAGACCGGCUGUACUAUGUGCUACAGUGGUUGCUGGUGUUGGUGUUUACUAUGCCACGCCAUCUAUUCUGCCGACAGGACAUGCAGAGUCAGCAGAGUCUCCGAAAGUGUUCGGGGGCUUUGGUUUCACAACAUUGCGCGUUCAACAGGUCAAGCAGGUGAACCACAACACCAAGCGCCUGGUAUUUGAAUUUCCCGAUCAGAGUGCCACCAGUGGACUGACCUUGACCUCUGCCCUUCUCACGUAUUCCUGGCCGAAGGGUCGUUUCUUCCCCGUGCUGCGCCCGUACACUCCUAUCAGCGAUCUAGACCAACAAGGCUCUAUUGAGUUGAUGGUAAAACACUACCCCGAUGGCAAAGCCAGCACUCACCUCCACUCGCUCGUCCCGGGCGACACCCUCACAUUCGCCGCAGCCUUGAAAGGAUUCGCAUGGACCCCGAACAAGUUCGCCCAGGUCCACCUUAUCGCAGGUGGAGCCGGUAUUACCCCAAUCUACCAGCUCAUGCAGGGCAUCCUGAACAAUCCCGACGACAAGACCAAGGUGGAUCUAGUUUUUGGUGUCAACACAGAACAGGAUCUGCUGUUGAGGGAAGAGUUGGAACAGUACAAGCAGCGCUUCCCUGGCCGGUUCAACUAUGUCUACGCUGUCAGUCAUCCCACAGAGAAGGACUCGACUUUGCCCAAGGGGUAUAUCAAUGAGGAGCUUUUGCGAGAUGUUAUGAAGGGAUCGGACAAGAACUCGCAUGUCUUCGUCUGCGGUCCUCCUGGGAUGGAAGAUUCUUUGGUCGGAUCGCGGAAAACGGAAGGGAUUCUCAGCCGUUUGGGUUUCAACAAGGACCAGAUUUAUAAGUUCUAG